Molecule: messenger RNA, 2176 nt
Organism: Sycon ciliatum
Lineage: Eukaryota; Metazoa; Porifera; Calcarea; Leucosolenida; Sycettidae
Product: mothers against decapentaplegic homolog 1-like
Exons: 3
Coding region: 644-1369 (241 amino acids)
Biological process (GO): cell differentiation; anatomical structure morphogenesis; regulation of transcription by RNA polymerase II
Cellular component (GO): heteromeric SMAD protein complex
Molecular function (GO): DNA-binding transcription factor activity, RNA polymerase II-specific; RNA polymerase II cis-regulatory region sequence-specific DNA binding; I-SMAD binding
Source: RefSeq, a predicted model, not a curated record
UGCGUGCUUCGGCAAUGAUGUGUUCCGGGUAAUGAACUAAUGACUCAGUCGAAGUUGCUCUGAAAUCUUCUGCUCGCUUUCAAUGCGCAUCUGGGCCUUUGACGAGAGCCCUUGCACUCUUAGAACUUGGGACGAGGCAACCGCAAGCUUCAUAUUGUGUGGUAAGGCAGAUGCGUAAUCUAUGAGCCAUCCACUGUUACACGGCUUCUCAUACAGUUCUCCGCUCUACUUCUUUACACGGUACCAGCAAAACCACAUGCUUGUAUAAAAUGUACUGCAUAAUCCAUUGGAUUGGACAAUCCGAUUAUAAAUAACCACAGAGCCUGCAUGCAUCACUGAAAAGAUCACUUACACUUGAAGCUUCCCUCACGGGCAUGCCUCUUUCAGUAUGAGUGCAAGAGGUGAAAAAUAUAGGUGUUAGGAAGGAAGGCGACAAUGACUGAAUGUGACCUCGCAAUAUGUUUGGGUUCUGGCAGUAAAUGUCUCACCUACACCUUUGCCGCUUAGCUCGUUGUAUUUAUUACUCUCUUGGCGCCAGAUCAUGUUGUUUGGGCGGUAGGAUUAUGAUAUAAAACUGCUCUUUUUUGGCUUGCAUGGCAUCAUUGUUUCAUUUGUACCUGACGAGAACGAUAUUGCCGAACUGAUGCACGAUAGUAUGGCCAAUCCGCCAGAUCCGAGUCCACACGUCAGCAUUCUGCAUGCUCGCAAGCAUGUGUUAUGUAUGUGUGUUCGUUUUGUAGAUGGCAACGCCGUACCCUUACCGGUGCCGGAUUGCUGGUGUUCUAUACAUUACUAUGAGCUGAACAAGCCCGUUGGUGUACCGUUCUUGGCGAACAGCAGCAAGAUUUCCAUUGUUGUUGAUGGCUUCACAGAUCCUAGCCAGCAGCAGGACCGAUUCUCACUGGGCCACCUGUCCAAUCCAAGUCGUGAUAGCACCAUUAACAGAGCCCGCAAGCACAUUGGCAGAGGCAUGCGUGUGGUCUAUGUUGGCGGUGAAGUGUUUGUCGAAUGCCUGAGCGAGGCCAGCCUGUUUGUGCAGUCGCGAUACGCCAAUGCCAUUAAUCACGUCCACCCAUCUACCGUGUGCAAGCUGACCAAGACACAGAACAUGAGGGUCUUCAACAACGUAUGGUUAGCUGGAGAUCUGACUGGAGCCGUAGACCAAGGAUACGAUGCAGUCAACAACCUUGUCUCUCACUGCCAUUUCAGAGUGAGCUUUGUCAAGGGCUGGGGCUCAGGGUAUCGCCGACAGGAGGUGACAAGUACUCCGUGUUGGAUUGAAGUCACUCUGCACAGCCCACUCCAGUGGAUCGACAACGUCUUGCUGCAAAUGCAUCCUGACCAUCAGCCGCCCAGCUCUACAUCCUGAAUGCUGCUGCUAUCAGGCCGUGCGCUACUUUGGUGCGUUGCGGGUGGCGGUGUGUGUGUGUGCGCGCGCGCGUGCGUGUGUGUGGGUGCGUGGUUGGUGCGUUCGGGUGACUCUAGAGAGUGGUCAGUGGUGAAGAAGAGUUGUUCCACUGAGGAUUAGCAGGCCGACACAGCAUUGAGGACCUGGCUGCCAGAGGUAAAACAUAACCAAAAACUUGAGUAGUGAUCGUAGGCGAUCGCAUGUGAUCUCUUGUCUAGUCUUGCUCGUGCCCCUGUGAGGGGUUUAUUACCGGUCUAUUUCUUUACGUAGCCAGUAGCGAUUGAUCAGACCGUUGAAGCAAAGCUGCUGCAGUUUACCACUGGACAGCAUGCCCUGCCAUUGACAUUGUAGAAUAUUCAGCAACAGCUACAACAACAACGAUGGCCAUGAUGACGACGACUCUCUGUUGUCUGCUGAUAUUAGGUUUGCCCCAGUCUAUUUUCGUAUAAAAAUGUAACGCAAUUUCUAUGCUGCAACAGUACUUUGAAAACUCACUUGCUAGGUAUAGCAUUACUAUUCGUUGCAGGCUUCUGUCCGUUGGCAUAAUGAACAUUGGCAUAAUGAACAUUGGCAUAAUGAAAAGACGAUACACUGUACUGUAAUUAUCGUAGUCUGCUCUCGUCAAAGAUUGUAUUUUGUUUUGGUUUUUUUGUAUUUUGUUUUUGUUUUUUGUUUGUUUUGUUUUUUUUGUCACAUUGCACGUACCUACGGAAGAUGGGGAAACAAAACGAAGAAAAAAAAAACACUAGGCGUGUAGGCGCUACAUCA